Molecule: messenger RNA, 723 nt
Organism: Trichobilharzia regenti
Lineage: Eukaryota; Metazoa; Platyhelminthes; Trematoda; Strigeidida; Schistosomatidae
Source: the annotation of a GenBank genome assembly
AUGCUUUGGCAUUUAGUUUCAGCUUUCCUAUUUGGCGAGGGUUUCGUUGUUCUCAUGAUGAUCUUGCCGCUUUUUUCAUCACGAACAUGGAGCAGAUUUUUUAAAUUUAGCAUCAUCCAGAAAAUUGCUGUAAAUUCAUCCUUCUACUUCAAUUUAUUUCUUGUCAUGUUGGCCUGUGCAUUAGCCGAAGCAGUACGUAACUCAUGGACACAAAAACAAGCGUACAAUACGUUAAAAGCUCAUCCGUAUGAAUUACGUCCUGAAACAGAAUCAUUGUACUUGAUGCGUAUGUUCCGAGCACAAAGAAAUUUGUAUAUUUGUGGAUUCUCUCUGUUCACAUGGUUUGUUUUACGUCGUCUUGUCUGCCUGUUGUCGGAGCAUGCUCAAAUGUCGGCUAGUAUGGAGGCGAGUAUUAAACAGGCUAAAAGUGCAUCGGAAGCAGCUCAACGUAUGCUCAGUGAGACAAAGGUGACUGACAGUGAUACUGAAGAUGUUUAUCCGGAUACUGUAGAAGCACUGAAGGAUGAAUUGUCGAAACUGACAAAGAAAUUUGAAUCAGAAGAGCAAGCUCACAAACAAACCAAACGAGAUUUAGAAACGCUGAAGAAACAAAGUCUUCAAACUAAUGCUGAAUAUGAUCGAGUGACGCAGGAGUGCCAAAAACUACAGUACCGUCUACAAAUGUUAGAAGGUGGUGGUGCCAAAGACAAGAAGUCUGAUUAA